This is a messenger RNA of Centruroides sculpturatus (bark scorpion), 682 nucleotides long. RefSeq lists its product as uncharacterized. Bases 80 to 436 code for a protein of 118 amino acids. The record is from RefSeq and is a predicted model, not a curated record. Lineage: Eukaryota; Metazoa; Arthropoda; Arachnida; Scorpiones; Buthidae. The transcript has 7 exons.
AGUAACAGAAAAUAAUAGGAGCUUCACUUUUUAAUACUUCCUUUAUUCCCAGUAGCGUAUCAAAUCGAGAUAAUACGGUAUGAAUAUCAUCAGCCUGGUAGGAAUGUUUGGGAUUAUUCUUUUAAUAACUUUAAUAAUUACAUCAAAUAUAAAUUGUAUAGAAAUUGAAGGGGAUUUUAGUGGAAGUGGUUAUCCAGAAAGAGAAGAAACUAUAGACUCCUUAUUUGAAAAUGUCUAUCGGAGAUACAAAAAUAGAACUGCUUGUUCGAGAGCUCCUAUUUUCCCAUUGCACAGACUUAUAAUAACUACUCUAAUGCAACGAGAAGUCAAUAGUAAAGUGGCGCAAUGGUGGAGGAAUAAUCCAAAGUGUUCUGAUUGGUACGAUACGAUCGAAAGGAGCUGCAAUGUUAGAUUAACAGAUACCGUUCUAUGUUAAAUUCUGAAGAAAAAUUAACUCUUCGUUGUGAAAAAUUUAUUUUAAAUUUUUAAUUUUUUCUAUAUUGAAGUUAUACAUGAAUGGAUAUUUUUCCCCUAGUGUUUUUGUAUAUAAAUUUCUGGCUUUUUUACUAAAAUCGGCGGUUUAUGUAUGCUACUUCACGUUGAGUCGUGAGCCCAAAACAAAAAUGUAGAAAAAUAAAAACGAAAAUUUCGUGUGUUUUCACGUCUAUUUUUUUUGUCAUUU